AUGUCGACCAUGCUGAAGACGUUUUAUGUCGUUUUGAUAUUAGCAUCUUUCAUCUUCAUUGGCACCGCACUUUUUUUUAUGUUUACCGAGCAAGGAUAUCGCUUUGAUAUCGCUUGGUUCCUGACAGCCACAUCACCGCAUAUGUGGGCUGCUUUGGGUAUUGCUUGCUCCUUGUCUUUAUCUGUUUUGGGAGCUGGAUGGGGAAUAUUUACGACAGGAGUAUCGAUUUUAGGCGGUGGCGUGAAAGCACCUCGAAUUCGAACGAAGAAUUUAAUUUCAAUUAUAUUUUGUGAAGCCGUUGCUAUUUUUGGUAUUAUAAUGGCAUUUGUAUUCCUUGGUAAAAUUCAUGGAUUCAAUCGAGCUAUCGCAUCAGAUGUGGUCCUGUCCAAAAACAUUGCUAGUGGGUAUAUGAUUUUUGGUGGUGGGCUUACUGUUGGUUUCAGCAAUUUCGUGUGCAUUGUGGGCAGCGGUGCAGCUUUGGCAGAUGCUUCAAAUCCGGCUUUGUUUGUAAAAAUUUUAAUUAUUGAAAUAUUUGCGUCUGCAAUUGGCCUUUUUGGUAUGAUUACUGGCAUAGUGCAGACAAAUAAGGUUGCGAUGGGUGACCAGAUCUGA
Brugia malayi is the source of this 612-nucleotide messenger RNA. RefSeq lists its product as uncharacterized. Gene Ontology annotation, cellular component: proton-transporting V-type ATPase, V0 domain. The record is from RefSeq and is a predicted model, not a curated record. The transcript has 6 exons. Gene Ontology annotation, molecular function: proton-transporting ATPase activity, rotational mechanism. The coding region runs from base 1 to 612 and encodes 203 amino acids. Gene Ontology annotation, biological process: proton transmembrane transport. NCBI's taxonomy places the organism in Eukaryota, Metazoa, Nematoda, Chromadorea, Rhabditida, Onchocercidae.